AUGCAUCUUUCUAAUGCCGUUUCAUUGACAGCCUUCAGCGUCUUUGAUCUCGCCAUAGCAGCAGCCUCUUGCACGUCGGGACAAUGGGUGAACCUGGCCCCGAUUCCGACGCAACCCCGUCAAGAACAUGGCACUGUCGCCAUCGGAAACUCGACCAUCGCCAUCCUGGGUGGCAUUGUUCCAUUCGAGCAUGGCAUACAAACCACCGACAUCCUCCAGCUGUAUGACAUCGUUUCGAACUCGUGGCGCACCGCAUCUCCUGCCCCCUACCCAGUCAACCAUCCGAACCUCGCCGUCGUCGACAACACCCUCUACCUCCUGGGCGGCUUGGUUGACGGACCCUUGUCGCCCAGCAUGAUCAUGAACUGGGUCGCUUCCACAUCCUCUCACGCGUACGAUCUCGCAACCGAUACGUGGACGGAGCUAGCCCCCAUGCCGAACGGUACGGAACGAGGAAGUUCCAUCAUGGGCGUACACGAAGAGAUGAUUUUUCUUGCCGGCGGUAUGACCGUGCUGCAGGCCGAGUACCAGGAUGCGGUGAACAUCGUCACCGCGUUCAACACAACCUCGGGAACCUGGCAGAGACUCGGCGCAGAGGCUGCCGAGCUCCCCCAGAGCAGACAGCAUGGCAGCGGUGCGGUCAUCGGUGAUACAUUCUACGUCGCUGGUGGACGACUUCUUGGGCAGGAGAAUACCCGGGACACGGUCUUUGAGCUGGACCUCGCCAACCAAGACGCUGGCUGGCGCACGAGCAGCGGCCAUAUGUCUGUUCCCCGAGGCGGUCUUAGCGGCAGUGCGGUGGGGUCCAAGUUGUAUACCUUUGGUGGAGAGGGCAGUCCGACCACACACACGGGGCUGUUCAAUCAAUCCGAGGUGUUUGAUACCGUGUCGCAGCGAUGGGAAAGCCUUGCACCCAUGGCCGUGCCGCGUCAUGGUACUCAGGCUGCUUCGUUGGGCGGUCGGAUCUACAUUCCGGGCGGUGGACUUCAGCAGGAUGGCAAGAAUGUCACGAUCGAUGGAGUGACGGCCAUGAAUCGCCCUACGUCACAUUUUGACGCUUAUUGUCCUUAA
Molecule: messenger RNA, 1071 nt
Organism: Aspergillus melleus
Lineage: Eukaryota; Fungi; Ascomycota; Eurotiomycetes; Eurotiales; Aspergillaceae
Product: Kelch repeat-containing protein
Exons: 1
Coding region: 1-1071 (356 amino acids)
Molecular function (GO): protein binding
Source: RefSeq, a predicted model, not a curated record